AUGCUGUCCCUCGGCGUUGUGAAAGGUAAUGAACUGCUGAGUAAUUCUUACUCAUUCCCAAGGGUUUAGAAGUUUGCAGCUCAUUCUGCAGGGCUCUACUUUUAAGCUGCAUAGUAAAGGUAUGCAGGUCCAGUCGUGACCGACUCUGGGGUUGCGGCGCUCAUCUUGCUUUAUUGGCUGAGGGAGCCGGCGUACAGCUUCUGGGUCAUGUGGUCAGCAUGACUAAGCCGCUUCUGGUGAACCAGAGCAGCACACGGAAACGCCAUUUACCUUCCCGCCAGAGCGGUACCUAUUUAUCUACUUGCACUUUGACGUGCUUUCAAACUGCUAGGUUGGCAGGAGCUGGGACUGAGAACGGGAGCUCACCCCAUUGGGGGAUUUGAACCGCCGACCUUCUGAUCGGCAAGUCCUAGGCUCUGUAGUUUAACCCACACCACCACCCGUGUCUCUUUUUUAAGCUGCAUACCCUCCAACAUUCUUCAGAUGAAAAUAGGGACAUUUCUCACUGCCCCCCCCCGGCAUUUUUUGUCCCCUGCAACAGAACAUUUCCAAUCAGAAGAAGGGCAAGUGUCUGCAUUAUGCAAGUGACUUAGCUAACACUUUGUGCAUUCAUUAGAUGGCGUCAUUCUACCUAGCGAUGAGGAUCGAAAGAGGAUCAUCACCCAGAUGAAAGUGCGAACAACACUGAAAGGGGAUAAGAGCUGGAUUCAGCAGAGAUCGGACCCUGAGGAGGAGCAGAACCACAGCCCAUUGUGAGUAGAGGCAUUCACCUGCCUUGCCUGCAAGAUUGCUGCUCCAUCUGCCCAGUCCUCUUUCCAAUGCUGCCAAAAGAUAAUAUCUCAAUCAUCACCCAAUUUCUCAGAGAAAAGUUCACAAGGGAUCAGACUUCAGAUUUUGCAUUGUGUGCAGUGCUAUUGAAUAUGAAGAGCCUUGUAUUUUUUUUAAAAAGGCAGUUGACGAGCAGCUGGUGUCUGCCAGAGCACUGAGAGACAUUGGCAUGCAAUUGAAGAUCCAGAGCACCAAAGAUCCAUUUAUUCACUUUCCUCUGAAGGUGCAGCCUGUAAAGAGGGAACAACUAGGAUUUUAGAUUCUUUGUCAGCUAUCUCAUAUGUAAGCAAGUGUAUGUCUGAGGUUUUAUGUUUGUCCUAGCACAGGAGAGGGUGGAACCUUCGGCCCCUGAGCCAAUCGCCCAGCCAGGUUACAAGUUGUCCUGCAAAGCCAUUUCUCCCAAACUACAUCUGCCUGUCUAUCAGCUGGUGUCCGUGCAGGGAAUACACUGACAAAGCAGACCCCUGCAGACAAAAGGAUUGAAUCCCCACUUCACCAGCUGGUGAACACGGAGUUCAAUCCUGAAGGGUGCUGCUUUGCCAGUGCAUUCUCUGUGGGGAAUAUACUGACAAGGCAGAACCCCCUCACCCUUGUAAGUCAGUUUUGCCAGGUGGGGAGAAGUGCCCAUCUAUCAAUUGUCUCGGGCUGGAGGAAUCUGUUCUCUCAUUUUCUUAGUUUUCCACUCUCCAAAUUUUGCAACAAUUUAGAAUCUUUUUAAUUAGAAAAAAAAAUCAUGAAAAUUCUUCAGCAUUUUAGUGUAAAUUUCUCCAGAUAAGUACAUUUUUGUACAAGCAGUUUUGACCAAUAUACACAUUUUGCAGAAGACUUCCUGUAACAUGGUGAAUUUUUGUAUAUUAUGAUUCUCCUGCUUGGAGAAUAGCAUCUCAACAUUCGGACAACUGCAAAUUUCAAAGGAUGGUUGUGUUUUGGUUCUCCAGAUUUUAUGGCGAAGGGUGUGUAAUGAAUAAAUAUUGAUAUAAUGAGAUCAAUAUUGAUAUAUUGAUUUAAAUAUUGAUAAUAAUAACUGAAAGAGCUGGAAAGCCUGUUUCACCAGGGCUGCUUCCACCACACUGAUUUCUCACUUUUGCCUCUCUUUUCCCCUCUCCCGUCCAACAGGCAUUCACCAUUGAGGACCAGGGGCACCACUGGGAAAUCUCCUGCCUCACCGAAGAGUUUGUCACCGACUCGCAGGUGCCUUUGAUGAACCGCCUUCACACAUCUUGCUUCCUUUGGGAUCUAUCCACUGGCGAUUCUGUGUGGGCUUUGUAGGGUUUGAGAUGCAUUCUGGACUUAGAACAUUUUGAGAUGCAGCAGUGCCACAUUUGUCCUAGUGGACCAGCCUCCACUAGAGAAAAAUCAAUGUAUAUGCACCGAGGGCCUUCUGGCGGUUCCCUCACUGCGAGAAGCCAAGUUACAGGGAACCAGGCAGAGGGCCUUCUCAGUAGUGGCACCCUCCCUGUGGAAUGCCCUCCCUCCAGAUGUCAAAGAGAACAACAACUACCAAACUUUUAGAAGACAUCUGAAGGUGGCCCUGUUUAGGGAGGCUUUUAAUGUUUGAUGUAGUACAGUAUUUUAUUAUUUUUUUGGGAAGCCGCCCAGAGUGGCUGGGGAAGCCCAGCCAGAUGGGCGGGGUAUAAAUAAUAAAUUAUUAUUAUUAUUAUUAUUAUUAUUAUUAUUAUUAUUAUUGCUAAUUACAUAAUAGACUUUUAUACAGCUUGAUGUUUAUUUAAGAGGAAUUGAUUUUUUUAAAAUAACAAAAUAUACCCAAAAAUAUACUUUGCUUCCCCAUACAGGAAUGGUAGACCUUUCUCAGUGUUAGAGCACAUAAGAACAGCCAAGCUAGAUCAAACAAAAGGCCCAUCUAGUUUUGUUUUCACAGUGGCCAACCAGAUGCUCAUGGAAAGCUCUCGUGCAGGACAUAAGCACUCUUCUUUUGGCUGCAUAAGGUCCCAGGUUCAUUUGUCAGUUAAAAGGAACCCACAUUGCAGAGCUGGAAGGAUGCCUCUGCAUGAUAUUCUGGGAAGCUGUUGCCAGUCUGAGAAUAUAAUAUUUGGUUAGAUGGGUCAAGAAUCUGACUCAAUACGGUAUAAGACAGUUUCCUUAAUUUAUAUACUUCUUAUCAUGGCAGUUGCCUCAACUGCUCAGCUACCUUCAAAGGCUACUAGGCAAACAUCAGUCUACAUAAAAGUCAAGUGACAGUAAGCUCUUCCUUAGCCAAAUGCAAUAGGACUCAAAUUCCAUCAUGAAUUUGUGAUGGUUUAUCCUGCUAUGGUGUUGUCUUUUGUCAUCUGGUAAUAUUUCUCUUCUGUUCUUCCAGAUUAGCCUUUGCUGAACCACCUUCCCAAGCAGAACCACAGUCUCCAAAAAGUUAUGCCAAAAAGUUAGUGACUCCCUUUUACUGCAAAAAGUACAGCACUUAAUGGGGGAGAGGUGUAUGGUUACCUUAGAUAAAGUUUGGCAUUGCAGGUUGUAGUCUGUGAAUUUCAGAUUGUGUAUGUGUUUACUGUACUUCUCUGUAAAAACUAGAUAUCAAAGUUCUCCUGAACCAGGCUAGGAAAUGAACAUCAAGCAGUUGUAAAUCCCACCUUACAAUGAGAGAGGAACUUUUAAAAACCCUGCAAUUCUUCUCUGGCUUCGAUUAAAAACUGAGCUGGAGAAGAAUUUGCAGCUUCUCCCCAGCCAAUAUCUACCAUCCUUUUGUAUCCUCCCCAGCCCCAAACUCAGUAGUUCCUUCCUUUCUCAGGUAAAAAAUAAAUUGUACAGGAUGGAUGUAGUUCUUCCAAUGAUUCUUCCAAUGCUUUUAAAAAACAAAACACACAUUUCCCCAACAACUUGUUGACCACUGGGGCAAAUGUAGUUUCCCCACAACUGCAGUACUUCUCUAUGGAAAUGUCAAUGCCAAUAGUCUGGAUAAAACCUUAAGUGUUUGUCUCUGCAUAUUUUUCUCCUUUUGCCCAUAAUGUAUUUCUGUUCUCUACCUAGAUCUCCCAGUGCCACAUCACCUUCUGGGUACCUCAUCAGGUGAGAGAGAUGGGACUGGAAAGAAGGAAAGCAUUUUGCUUUGGAUAUAGAAUCAUAGAAUGAAGGAGAGUCCACCACCAAAAAAGUCAAAUCCACCCACAAACAGCUCUUAAUGUCAGAAAGUUAUUCCUGAUAUUUAAUCAGAAAUUCCUUUCUUGUAACUUGAAUCCAUUGGUAUGGGUCCUGGUAUGGUAUGGUAUGAGCAACAGAAAACAAGCUUGUUCCAUCUUCUGCAGGACAGUCCUUUAGAUAUUUGAAUAUGGCUAUCAUAUCUCUCCUCAGUCUCCUCUUAUCCAGGCUAAAUAUACUCAACUCCUUCAACCAUUCCUCUUAAGGUUUGCUUUCCAGACCCUUGACCAAGGCAGAAUACAACGGUACUACAGUGGUACCUCGCAAGACGAAUGCCUCGCAAGACGAAAAACGCGCAAGACGAAAGAGUUUUCCGUUUUUUGAGUCGUUCCGCAAGACGAAUUUCCCUAUGGGCUUGCUUCGCAAGAUGAAACGUCUUGCGAGUUCUUGCGAGUUUGUUUCCUUUUUCUUAAAGCCGCUAAGCUGUUAAUAGCCGCUAAGCCGCUAAGCCGUUAAUAGCCGCUAAGCCGCUAAUAGCUGCUAAGCCGCUAAGCAGCUAAUAGCCGUGCUUCGCAAGACGAAAAAACCGCAAGACGAAGAGACUCGUGGAACGGAUUAAUUUCGUCUUGUGAGGCACCACUGUAUUAUGUCUCUUAAUAAGGACACUAGACUUCUGUUGAUGCAGUCUAGAAUAGCAUUAGCUGUUUUUUUGCUGCCGUAUAACACUGUUGACUCAUAUGAAGCUUGUGGUCUGCUAAGACCCCUAAAUCCUUUUCACAUGUACUACUGGCAUGCCAAGUGUCCCCCAUCUUAUAUUUGUGCAGCUGGUGAUUCCUGCUUAAGUGUGUUCUCCUGGUGGUGCAGCAAUAAAAUUGCCAGCACAUUUGCAAAGCUAAGGAGAGUCUGGUAUAGUUUCAAACUGGUACAAAUCCACCUAACAUUGCCCAGCCCACAUUUUACCAGAUUCUCUGCAAGAAUAUCAUGGGGGACUUUGAAAUCAAGUUACACUAUGUCCUUAUGUAGAUCAAGAUACACAAAGUUCACAGCAUUCCCAGAUCCACCAAGCUUGUAAUGUGCUGCGUGAUCUUGGAAGUUACUUAUAUCUUUUCUCUCUCUGUCUCUCUUUUAGAGGGGUUUUCACCAAGACCAUUGAUAAGACUACUCCUUUGAACACAGCAUCCAAUGGCUCACAAAAGAGGUGUGUUUGAUUAAUCCCUGAUCUUGGGACAGACACAUGGCUUUGUCAAUGAAGUCAAAUCCAUACAAUUCAAGCACACCCCUUGCCAGAAAUAAGGGGGGGGUGGUUUAAGGAUGGGCAAUCAUUGCAGAACCAUCAGAAUAUAAAUACAGGUAGCUCACAUUUGUCUAAAAAACAGUGCCUACUCAGAAGUAGUUAUGAUAGAAUGGUAGAAUCAUAAAGUUGGAAGGGAUUCCAUGGACCUUCUAGUCCCAUGGUUCCCAACGUGGGGCACCCUCCCCACAGGGGGGCAAUUUGAUUUUUUAGGGGGGGCAAUUCGAGAAUGAGUUAGACCAAGUUAAUGGCCUUUUAGGCUUCCUCCACAUCUGGGCACGCGGGUGGCGCUGUGGGUUAAACCACAGAGCCUAGGACUUGAUGGUCAGAAGGUCGGCGGUUCGAAUCCCCGCGACGGAAUGAGCUCCCGUUGCUCGGUCCCUGCUCCUGUCAACCUAGCAGUUCGAAAGAAUGUCAAAGUGCAAGUAGAUAAAUAGGUACUGCUCCGGCGAGAAGGUAAACGGUGUUUCCAUGCGCUGCUCUGGUUCGCCAGAAGCGGCUUAGUCAUGCUGGCCACAUGACCCAGAAGCUGUACACUGCCUCCCUCGGCCAAUAAAGCAAGAUGAGCGCUGCAACCCCAGAGUCGGUCACGACUGGACCUAUUGGUCAGGGGUCCCUUUACUUUUACCUUUACCUUUACCAUGUGAAUAGGAGUUCACUUUUUGAAUAAUAAUAAUAAUAAUAAUAAUAAUAAUAACUUUGUUAUUUAUACCCUGCCCAUCUGGCUGGGUUUCCCCAGCCACCCUGGGGGGUCUUCCAACAAAAUAUUGAAAAUUCAACAAAAUAAUAAGAAUUAUAUGUCCAGGGGGGCGGGGGCAGUUCCAGGAUUUUAGAGAUGAUUAGGUGGGGCAUGGCCAAAAAAAGCUUGGGAACUACUGAUCUAGUCCAACCCCCUGCAAUGCAGGAAGGUUCAAUGGGGCUUACUCCCUGGUAAGUGUGUAUAAUCCCAAAAUUAUUAAAUUGUACUGUGUCCAAGAGUGUAACUGGAUAGUCUUGCUGCUCACUUUAUCCUGUAUCAAGUAAAAAUCUUGAAGCUUACUUAAAAGAAAGAAAGCUGGACAUUUAGAAAAGUGGGGUGGCUAAGAGGCUGGGACAUCUGUGGAUACAAAACCUCAGACCUUUGACACUGCAACUUCUGCACACUCACCGUUAUAUUAUGAGGAUAUAACCCUGCAGACACAUCACUUCUGUUUGUUCAAACCACUGAUUAUCUCUGGGCGUGUUCUGCUUUCAGUGCCAAGAGCGCCAGCCUGCCCCGCUUCAGUCAAGGGCACAAGAUGAGUACUGAGGAGUACAAGAAACUGUGAGUAUACCCAGAGGGGAUUUGCUCCCCUCCUCUAAGAAACCCCAUCUUGGUCCGGGCAGGCACAUCAUAUGUAAUGCUCAACAGAACUCAAUCACAGGCAAGGAAGACACAUUCUGAUUGAUGCUGGGUUUUGUGUGUGUUAUUUUUACAAAAAAAGCCUCAAAGUGAAUUGCCCCACAUUUUAAAAGAUCAAACUAUUUAUCCAGUGUUUAAAACUAGGUACGUAGAAUAAGCACAAAAUAAAAACCGAAACGUGUUUAUCCGGCAACAUGAAUAAAAAGGAUGCAUCCAGCCCAACCUUGCUAAAAGAACAAUGUUCAUUUAUUAUUAUUUAGACUCAUAUACCACCCUUCAUCACAAGAUCUCAGAGCAGUUCACAAGAUAAAACACUGCAUAUUUGCUUGAACAUUAUCACUUUCCACAAUACAACAGCACAACCUGACAAUUAACAAAUAAAAACAAGAAGAAGAAAAAAACUUGGAUUCUUUUUUGUUUUGUUCCUCUUUUCGUGUCAGGGGAGAUUUCUUAUAGUAACAUAGGAAAUGGCCUCAUACAGAGCCAUACCAUUGGUUCCUCUGGCUUAGUAUUGUCUACACUGACUGGCAGCAGUUCUCCAGGUUUCAGCCCUACCUGGAGGUGCCAGGAAUUGAACCUGGGACCUUCUGUGUGCAAAGCAGAUGCUCUGCAACUGAGCUACAUCCUUUUCAGCUCCCUCCUACACCUGCAGCCCAUCUGCUCCAUAUACCAUGCCAUUCUCAAGGAGCUCCUAAGCCCAGGAUCACAUUUCCAGGAGGAGCAGGGUGAUGCAGAUGGAAGGGUGAGGCAGGGAGGUCUAAUUCUGGGAACAGGAGCUAUGCUCCAUUCACUGAAUGGAAGCUAGAAUCCAAGCCAAAGGCAACAAAUGAACUAAAUUCCCCCCACUCCCGUUACUUUACAUAACAAUGAUGGCAGUUAUCUGUCAGUAUUGGACAGCAGUCAGACACCCUGUGACACAAAGCGCCUUUUAGUUUCAGUCGCUCUCUCUCCAUCUUUCAUCUUCCCAAUGCUCAGUUUUGUUGCUUUGCUCCCUCCUUUUUUCCUUUCUCUUCUCUCUCUGGUUGUUCUUCAGCUCUCACUAACCACCAUCACCUCCUUGCCUUUCCAGCAAGCUCUAUGCUCCUUCUUUCACUUUAUUGGUUCAGGAGAAAGUACUCUUUGUUGAGAAAAUCCCAGCAGAGAUUUAAAAUCACAAAAUAUGCAGUAAAGCAAAGGGUGGAAAUAUAGGCCAUUUAGACCUUUAAAAUAUGUCUUUCCAAGUGAGUUCCAAAACAGUCCCCUCUUUCCCCAGCAUAGGAGAAGACCACAUGUUAAGUAAGUUACAAAUGGUUUCCUUACAAACUCUCCAAAGGUCUGGUUCAUGUGCUUUUCCACACAUCGGUCAUGAAAGUUGCACAGGCAGCAAGGCCGGCCCACCCAUGAAGCAAGGUGAGGCAACUGCCCCAGGUGGCAGGAUCCACAGGGCAGGAGAUCUCAGUGUAGGUCUUUAUUCCACCCUUGUUCCUGAUGUAGAACAUCCCUGGUGGGGAGGAAGGUACCAUGUCUUGGGCCAGCCCUUCAUGCAUUAAUUAAACUUAAGCAUGUCAGUUAGAUGAGGCUGGUUAUCUCACAUGCUUUCCCUACAUCCUAUGAUCUCACAGUCCAGAUCAUUCCCUCCCAUUCCCAAAGUUCAGAGGGGCAUGUGGAUCCUUAUGUAGCCACAAGAGGGAGGUAUUGGCAGGCUUUAGAGAAUCCAAAGUGUACUUUGCUGUCUUUCACUGUGGUUGGGGCUGUUGUAGAGAGGUGAGGCUGAAGCACAGCUUCCUUCUGUGGCUGUUUGCUGAAAAUAAUAACAAUCCACCUCUUCUUUCUUAUACAUGAUCCAGGGCUCCUUAUAACAUCAAACGAGAGCUAUCCGAACCAGGUGACGUGGAGCCUUCCGUUUCCCCAGAUGAGCAACAAAAGAGGUACCUCAUCACAACUGCAGCAGACUGCACAUUGAGGGUUAUGUUUGAAAGCAAUAGAGUUCAGUCCCUGGAGCUGAGAGAGCACCAUCAAGAAUGAGCUCUUGUACAGCUGUGCAUGGGGGAUUUACGGUACAAUCCAAAUCCCAGACUCACCAGAAUGGGGAGCUUUGGAUCCAGCGGGUUUUGGGCUGCCCCAGCCGAGCCAGGGCUUUGUUGUUGUUUAGUCGUUUAGUCGUGUCCGACUCUUCGUGACCCCAUGGACCAGAGCACGCUAGGCACUUCUGCCUCCCACAGUUUGGUCAAACUCAUGUUGGUAGCUUUGAGAACACUGUCCAACCAUCUUGUCCUCUGUCGUCCCCUUCUCCUUGUGCCCUCCAUCUUUCCCAACAUCAGGGUCUUUUCCAGGGAGUCUUCUCUUCUCAUGAGGUGGCCAAAGUAUUGGAGCCUCAGCUUCAGGAUCUGUCCUUCCAGUGAGCACUCAGGGCUGAUUUCCUUAAGAAUGAAUAGGUUUGAUCUUCUUGCAGUCCAUGGGACUCUCAAGAGUCUCCUCCAGCACCAUAUUUCAAAAGCAUCUAUUCUUCGGCGAUCAGCUUUCUUUAUGGUCCAGCUCUCACUUCCAUACAUCACUACUGGGAAAACCAUAGCUUUAACUAUAUGGACCUUUGUUGGCAAGGUUAGCCAGGGCUAUGUUGGCAUAAAUCUCCCACCCAGGCUGAGCUGCUGCAAUGCCAGGGUAGCUUAAGUAGGCAUAGCCCCCUCCCAUGAAAGGGGCAUUCCAAGGGGGUGGCGGGAGAGAGGGAGAUAAUUGCACUAAUUCCAAACAUCUUUCAGCUCAGUCACAUGAACCAGCAACCUAGCAACAGUUCAUAUAGAUUGGAUUGCUCUGUUAGACCAGGUUCUCGUGUGUCUGACUGCACUUCUUCCAACUGCAGCUGUGGGCUCACAUGAUUAAAUGCUACUUCAUAUGAAAAGUUCCAUCUGCACAGAAAACCAGCAAGUUUUCUGUGCUCAAGGAUUUGUUGAUUUGUGUGGAGCUUUCAGUCAAGAGAGCCUUCAUCUGCAGUCUGAAGCAAACAGUACAAGGUGGCCAUAUGAGACCACAGAGGACAGUCCUUGAAAGACUGUCCAGUCCAAGUCUGAUUUAGAGGUAAGGGACCCUAAGAAAGGAGAGAAGGGGCUUUGAAGUUGCCCACCAACAGGGAGCAGCUGUUGCCCACCAACAAGGCAGCAGAGAGAGCAAGCAUACAAGUCACCUAGUCAGUCUUGGCCACAGUGAUUAUUUCCAAAUAUGUAUCUAUAAAUAUAAAUCAGUAUAUGCAAAUUUCAUACAGGCCUGUGUCAUCUUUCUUUAGUCCUAUAUUUGUGGUGACGUAUUUCAUCUCUUUUGGCAAUGUGUAAGAUACCAAACCUAAUGAGAGUAGUCUAUACAGUUCUGUAUAUUCUGUGAUUAAACUUUACAGAUGUAGAAACUGGCAUGUCCUACUUCCUUUCUCUCUUCCCCUCACAGGACUGAAGCUGCGAGCAGCGUGCUUAGGAGAACAGCCAGCAGGGAGCGCUCCUAUGUCCUUUCAGCUGCUAAGAAAAGCAAUGGGUGAGUUUGAGCGGAGGGAAGGGGAUUUAUUAACAAGAGAAACAAAAGAACAGUUCUUAGUGACAUUUGAAGGUGUAACAACCUGAAACAGGCCAGCAGAAUUAUGACAGGAUUUUUGAAUUAACUCAUUUGAAAUUGGCAUGGAUUGGAAAUAGACCAGAAAUUGGCAUGGAUUGGAAAUAGACCAGUCUCUCCACCCCUACCAAACACAUACCGUAUUUUUUGCUCUAUAAGACGCACCAGACCACAAGACGCACCUAGUUUUUGGAGGAGGAAAACAAGAAAAAAAAUAUUCUGAAUCUCAGAAGCCAGAACAGCAAGAGGGAUUGCUGUGCAGUGAAAGCAACAAUCCCUCUUGCUGUUCUGGCUUCUGGGAUAGCUGUGCAGCCUGCAUUCGCUCCAUAAGACGCACACACAUUUCUCCUUGCUUUUUAGGAGGGAAAAAGUGAGUCUUAUAGAGCAAAAAAUACGGUACAUACACAUUUUGUCAGGUUGUACUCUUCAUAGUGGGACACAGGUGGCACUGUGGGUUAAACCACAGAGCCUAGGACUUGCUGAUCAGAAGGUCGGCGGUUUGAAUCCCUGUGAUGGGGUUGCUCGGUCCCAGCUCCUGCCAACCUAGUAGUUCAAAGCACAUCAAAGUGCAAGUAGAUAAAUAGGUACCAUUCCGGCGGGAAGGUAAACGGUGUUUCCGUGUGCUGCUCUGGUUUGCCAGAAGCGGCUUAGUCAUGCUGGCCACAUGACCCAAAAGCUGUAUACCGGCUCCCUCGGCCAAUAAAGUGAGAUGAGCGUCGCAACUCCAGAGUCAGCCAUGACUGGACCUAACAGUCAGAGGUCCCUUUACCUUUUACUCUUCAUAGCACUAUAUUUAACAGUGGCAUUCAUGGCUCUCCAGUUGUAGUUAUUGGACUACAACCCCCUGCAUCCCUCAAUAUUGGCUUGGCUUGGCAGGAGUUGGUAUUCAACAACAAACUGGAGGGCCAUAGGUUCCUCACCUGUACUUUAGAUUUUACACAGGAGUUAUGGGAGGAAAACAACAAACAAGGUUUCAAGGAUUCCUUUGAGGGGGUUGGGCAGAAGAAGAGGAAAGGUUGACUGAAGGUUGUGUACUAACAGCAUGGGAUGAGGGAGCAGGCAGAGGUGUGUUUUUGUAAGGAAAGUGGUGGUGGCAUUGCCACCUAUCACUUUUAUUCACAAAACGAUGAAUAAAAACACAUGAGCAGUUGAGCUUUUGAAAGUUAUGGUGACCUCAACUCACCCUACUGAUGGGUUUUAAUACUUGUGUGUUUUUAGAAGUCCAACGCAAGAGCCACCAUCCUUCGUGGCCAAGAGGUGAGUUAGGCCCCUUGUUGUCUCCCUACUGGUUCAAUGGUCCGGAUGAGGAUGGACAACAAAGAGUCUUACAGGACCUUAUUGACUAUCCAAUGUAUUAUAUGGCACAAGCUUCUCUGGAGUGGAGUCCACUUUCUCAGAUGCCAGCCCAGAAAAACUUAUGCUAUAAUAAAUUGAGUAGUCUCCAAGGCCGGGUGGAAUUGUGCCUUUGUGCUGCUUUGCUCCAUUUUUUUGAUGUCCCCAAUGAAAUUGCUUUUCAAAAACAAACACACCAAAUUGGGGUGGGUGGUAGGAGAACAUAAGAGCUCUGUCAAAUACGUGGCACACCUCACAACCUAAAAAUGAAGUGUGUGCAAAGAGAGGGACAAUGCAACUUAUACUUGGGGCUUUUUGUCUUCCUGAUAGGAUUGAUCUAGAGGAUGACACAGGCCCACGCUCCAGAAGUCAGACAGUGCCUGCUUCAGGAUGGUUCAGCCGCCGUGGGAAGAGGUAAGACCCUUUGGUCAAUAUGAAAGUGAUUCUCACUUUAGAUGUCUCUGCAUGCCCACCAUUUGGUGUGGGAGAAAACAGUCCCCCAAUUGCAUCUCUGGAUAGUGGCCCCUAUUGCCUUAUGGCUAGACUCUGAUAUCUCUCACCAUGACUAGGGGAUGGGCAAAUCUGUAAAUCUCGGCUUCUCUCAGUUUCAGUUUUCUAAUCUUCAGUUCCCCUUUCCACAUCAGAAAGCCACCAUGAAAAUUCAUCAGCAUUUUAGUGUGAACUUCUUCCAAUGCACAAAUAUUUGAAUGCAAUCUUGUGUAAUGUACACAAUUUUGUAAAGCAAUUUCUCCAUAAAUAAUACAUUGCUUAUGUUAUUUGCACUAAUAUAUGCAUUUUUAUGGACACUUUACCCUAGCAUAUGGAUUGUUGCACACAUUUCCAUAGCAGGAGAGCUGCAUGGAGAAGUGCGAGUUUCGAAAGAUGGCUGUGUUUUGGUUCAUGUACUAUUUUGGCAUAUGCGAAUUAAGCAAGUUCACAUUUAAAUGAGAAUUUAAUCAAAUUUCUCUCCCAUCCCUAAUCAGGACAUCUGUAUCUGGCAGCCACCUUCCUUCCUUCCUUACCUGCUGUCCUGACCCUUCACCAAUUCUUCCCUGCCUGCCUGCCUGCAACUCCCCCGCCUUUCUUUUUUCCUUUCCUUUUCAUAGAGUUUAUGUGCUGCAGUGCUAGACGUGUAUUUUAAACAAUAAAAAAAUAGCUUAGGAAAUGAUGGCAUAGUUUUGUGAGGAAGCAAGUAGCUUUGUUGCAGCUUCCGAAACAGAAAAAGAAACAAAAGACCUGCAUUUGUUAGAGCAAAAUGUGGAAAAAGUCCAGCUUGAAUUAUACAAUGUUGCCCGAUUCUGGAUUUUUCCAAAUACCUGCUGCUGAGCUGGAUUUUAUUAUUUAAACCAGGGGUGGGAACCCCAAGCCAUGAAAACUAAAUGAAACCCUAAGGUGUUGCAAUCUAGCCCAUGGAACUCUUGGUAGGCCACACCUCCUCUCAGAGGCCACACCCUCCUUGAAUACUUUCACCUGACUGACAUGGAUCCUUGAAUUGUCAUAAGGCUCCUAACCUUCACGGAAGGAAGGUGGAGAGAUGCUGUGUGUGUUGUUUAGUAAUUUCUGUCUUUUACUUGUCAGAAAUGUACUGUAGAAAAGUAAGCGUCACAUCCAUUAUUCUUUCCACUUCUGCAUCUGGCCCCCUGCCUACCACUGGCAUGUGGCCCCCAGAAGGUUACCCAUGAAGGGAUGCGGCCCUUGGGCUGAUUACCCAUCCCUAAUUUACACCCUGAUAUUAAUGGUAGAAACCAUUCCAAAGACAAACUGCAAUUGGCUACUAUAGAAUUGGCUACUUUGAGCAUCUACCAUACCCUCCAAUAUUUCUCUGAUGAAAAUAGGGACGUCCAAUUCCAUAAGGAUAAUUUUACUAUUUAUACCCCACACAUCUUACUGGGUUGCCCCAGCCACUCUGGGCAGCUUCCAACAUAUAUAAAAACAUAAUGAAACUUUAAACAUUUUUUUAAAAAACUUCCCUAUAUAGGAUUGCCUUCAGACGGCUCAGGGGUCGGAAGACUCCAUACCCUCCAACAUUUCUCUAAUGAAAAUAGGGAUAUCCUAAGGAAAAGUGGGACAUUCCAGGAUCAAAUCAGAAACUGGGAUGGCUUCUCUAAAUUAGGGACAUUCCUGGAAAAUAGGGAGACUUGGAGGGUCUGGUGUACUGAAGACAAUAAUGCCAUGGACUAACCACUAGGCCUUCUCUGUUUUGCCAGCAGCACCAAUGGGGAAAGAAUAAGCACUUCAGGAUCCCCACGAAGUGAGACAAGGGUGGUGAAUGCUUCUUCUAGCACAAGGUUAGUGUAAUCUGCAUUACUAUAGCAAGCAAUGUUCGAAAUUAGCCAAGCGGCAGGUGCAUUUUGCACCUGGCUAUCAGCCACUUGCGACCAAGUGAAGGUGUCUAGAUUCCAGGAUGGUACCUGACGUCUCCACUACCUGGAGGUGCAUGCCUGGGGAUCCUGGGAUCUUGACUGUUUUCACACACUAAAACCACAUCCUGUAGAAUUCAGUUAUAUUUUAUCUUCACAAUCAGAAUGAAUUCUAGGAACCCAAAUGCUUAUUCUGUGCAGCCUGAGCAAGAGCAGUGAACAAUGUUAUAUUUAAUGAUUGUCGCUGUUCUUCACUUAUGCCACCCCACUGCCCUGCUCAUACUUGUGAAGACUAUCCCUACAUUAUGAAUGGUCUGUGUCACCACUAAGAAAAAGAGGCCGGAAUAGGCCAAUAUAUAUGUCCCUGGAUAAAGUGACUUAAAAGAAAAGUGUUCUUAACCUAGUUCAUGGUUGUCAGCUAAACUAACCAAAUGUUUAACUGAUCAAUCACAACCAGUCCAUCAUUUGAAAAAUAAUACUUUAGAGCUGUCUUGCCCCAAAAUGGCAACUAGACAGUCCAAUAUGGCAACUGUAACCUUGGUUUAAGGAGCCAUUUGGCACCUAGGUUGUAUAUCUGUUUCUAACACGAAUAGCAAGUGGUGAAAACCAAAAUAGCCUAAGAAAUAAGCAAGUGUGUCCUUAACUCAAUUGCCCCAGAGGAUGGCCCAUUAGCUGUCAGUUUCCUCAUUGCCCCUUGUAGAACCACCAGGGAGAAGGAGGCCCAUCGCUCACAAAUACCUGUAACUCAAGAAACAUCUCCCUGGAGUCUGGGAUCUUGACAUGUGGGUUUGUUGUGAAAUGUGUGAAACAAGUCUUACUAAACUGCUUAUACCAAGCUCUCCAUUAAAGCAGGGGUUGCUAACCUGUGGCCCUCUACAUGUUGCUGGAAUACAACUCCCAUCAGCCCCAUCCAGCAUGGUCAAGGAUAAUGGUAACUGUAGUUCAGUAACCACCCCAUUCCAUAUUAGAAAGACAGGUACUGAGCCAAAUCAGGGCCGGAACAUGCAAGGUAUAGGACAUAUAGCACAUGAUGCCAAAUCAUGAGAGCUCUGCUGGAUCAAACCAAAGGUUCAUCUACUUCACAUUGCCCAUAGUUGCUACUCAGAUGCCUCUGCAAAGCUCACAAGCAGAACCAGAUAAUCUGUCAAUCGUGCUUUUUCUCAGUUUUUAGUUUUUCUAAUCCUUUGCCUUUUUUAUGUCUUCACAUAACAUUUUCAUGCCGCUUCCUCCCAACACACAUAAUUUAGAAUACUAUUUUGCAUAAUAUACAUAUUUUUGCUAGCCAUUUCCGCAACAUAAUGCAUUAAAUUGAUGGGAGUUUCCUAAUGAUUCUCAGUUCCCUUAAAAGCUACAGUUCCCAGUCAGUUCCCAAACAGCCAUGACUGUUUAAAGUGGUAUACAUUUUAAAUGUAUAGUGCAGAGGGGGCUAGAACGAUCCUUUGAAAUUUGCACACUUCCCAUAUUUUGUGAUGCUGCUCUCCAAAAAUAAAAAUACAAAUCAGCUCCAAAAUGGAGGGAAAAAAAGAAAAUGCAUUUUUCUUCUCCAUCCUUAUUCAAAAACAAGAUAUGAAAGUGGGAUCCUGGUCUAUUGUUGCUCCACAGCAACUUGAUAUUCAGUGGCAGGCUUCCUCUAAACCUGGAUCAGGCCCAUUUUAUCUACAAGAGGAAAGUGGUGUUGGAGGGAGAAGAGCUGGGUGGAGGAACUCUGGGUUUCAAAAGGAGAAAACCUUAAUGCACUUGCCCUGUGCUGCAUUGUUCUCUUUUCAUAGCUUCGAUUCAGGGAAUAGCAGAAACCAAGCCUCCAGUUCCUAUUCUGAAUCCUUGUUCAAACAAUUCAGUUCUUUGGAAAACAGGUAAACAAAGCUCCUCUCUACAUUGACUCAGACUGGGCAGAAAUCAAACAGAUAUCCUAGUUAAGAACAGUUCUUGGCCAGUCUAGUUUGUGGAAAUGAUGUCUCUUUCUCCAGCAUAGAUGCCCAGGCCUCAGUUUCAGUUAUAUAAAUUGCAACAAACUGACCAUGUUUUAUUCAUACUCAGUGUUUUCCUGUAUAUUCAGGGUUGCAGUGAAUGUUAUACAUUUGUGCCACGGGUGCCAAAUAUGGGUCAGUGUUCUGCAGAACCUUUGAGAUUUCUUCCACACGCAGAGUUCAAAUCCCUUCUUCUUGCUCUAGCUUACUGUGCCCAGAUAUGCUCCUGAGGACAUAAUUAUUCUAAUUUCUUCUUCCAGUAACAAGCUGGAUCAAGAGAGUAAUCAGAUGACUUCCUGGAACAACUCUGCUCCAAAAUCUCCUGAAUCUCCUUCACGUAGAAGGUAAUAAUCUGUGCAAUCCUAAUUUACUCAUAAAAUACAGGCAGCUAAGUAGAGAACUGCUCUUCCUGGUGGAACUGGCAUUCUUGGUUGGAAGGAGUGAGAAAGAAAUGAAUUGUAAUUAAUUUCCAACUGCUUAUGCUUUGAUUUCCACAGUGAGAAGAAUGAACGAAAAUCCGAGGCCACACGAAGUGCUGAAACACCUCGUGCCGUUAUUUCUGAGGACAGGUAAUCCUCCUCGUGUUGUUCUAUCCUAAACACCUGUAAUUCACUUCCACAUUUACUGUGGAGGUAAAGUGUUUAGCUUAUGUACACUGUUUGCACAGCAGUGUCAGAGGGUAAUUUCCACUUGCGUUCUUUUACACUGGCUAAUCCUAUGCAUGUUUACUUGCCCCUCUACUAAGUGUGUUUACGAUUAAUGCUGCUGCUUUUUUAAAACAGCACUUUCAACGGGUGUGAGGAGUUUUUUCAAGCCAUGGGCUGCAUUCCCUUGUGGGGAACCUUACAAGAGCUACAUGGCACCGAUGGGCAGGAUCAGAGGCAAAAGUGGGCAGAUAAUAUAACAUAAGAAGAGCCCCGCUGGAUCAGGCCAAAGGCUCAUCUAGUUCAGCAGCCAGGUGCCUAUGGGGAGCCCGCAAACAGGACCCAAAUGCAACAUCACUCUCCCCAGCCACACAAAAGCCAGGUGUGCAUGCACUUUCCCAUCGAGGCAAGAAAGAGCCAUUAUUACAGUUCCAGCCAGGUAAAAGCACUUGAGGAAAGCACAGAGCAGUGGGCAGUGAGGGGCAUGACCUGGAGAGAGUCCAGGGGGCUACGUGUGACCCACAGGCCAGAGGUGCCACCCACGUGCCCAACAAAAGUGUUACACUGCAUAGUGGUCAGAGUGCUGGAUUGAGAAUUAGGUUUAAUGCCCCGUCCCUCCACAAAGCUCACUAUUCCCCAGCAGAAUCUACCUGUCAAGAGCUGUUGUGAGGAUAAAGUGGGGAUGCAUAUUUAGACAAACGGUAAUUAAUAACUGGAAUACUUGCAUUUUAUAUUUCCAACCAUGAGGGUCAUGGUUAUAUUCAUAAUUAAAGCAGAAAUGCAAUAUCAGAAAGGAUCAGAAGCACUAAAGAUAGCAUGUAUAAAAUUUGGAGAAUUAAAAUCAAUAUACGUUCCUCUCAAAGUUUUAAAAAAUAAACUAGAAGUUUAUCAAGCUGCUCUCAAUGAACCUUCCCUAAGUUUUUGAGGCAGCUAAUGCAUAUCUAGGUAUUUACUUAUUUACAGUGCUGUUUCAUUCUGGGGGUACUCAAGGGCACACAGUACUGGCACCUCUUUUUCCCUAGGAAAAAAAGCACUCACAGUAACAGCUUCAUAAUGAGUACCGACACCUUUUUUUCCUAGAAGAUAAACACUGCUUAUUUGAUAUUUAGAUUAAUGCCCUACUCCUCAGUCUGCUACAAAUUUAUCUCAGGGAGAUAGUGUAAAUAUGAUUUGAUGGUUGGCACUGGAUCUAUUUUUUUAUUCAGCAGAGAGUAAAUUUCUUCCUUGGUUCAGAAUAUAAGAAAAACAACAACAAUACAGUCAAUAUAUCUUUUCCUAUGUGAUCACCAAAAAUGCAAAAUUAACAAUGCAAUUCCAUAUAUGUCUACUCAGAAGUAAAUCCCAGUAGUACAGUGGGGCUUACUUCCCAGAAAGUUGUUGCCCACAGCAUACAUUCAACACACAUUUAAUGCAACGUUGCUUCCCCCAAAGGAUCAUGGGAAUUGUAGUUUAUUCCUCACACAGCUACAGUUUCCAGCACCAUCGACAAACUACAGUUCCCGUGAUUUUGAGGCAGAUGCCAUGUGCUUUAAAGGCAUAGGGUGUAUUGUAUCUUUAAUCAUAUUGAGCAUCCACUUGAUAAAUUUUAUACUUUUAUACUGGCUUUUUUAUCACUCUCUAAAUUGGGAACAUUUUUCACUCUUAGACUGCACAUUCCCACAUCCCAGGAAUAGCAUGGCAGUGGUAGGUGGAGCCAGAGUAAACAAGAGGGUGGAGCAACGGAUUUGUUCCUUCACUAAGCUGUAUUCCGGGCACGCAAAUGUUGGAGUUUUCUGAAUAUACACAGCCCAACAUUCCUGCAUAGAUACCUGGACUAACAGAAAACUGGUUGAGAAUGGAACAGUGGUUGUAGGCCUCUUAUCAACCAGAUGCCCUCUUGCCCUCCACAGCUGGGAAACAAUAAAGCCCCAAAGUACAACUGUGAGUCAAACACCUCCGCACAUCGUCAUCUCCCCAGAGGCGAGCCCAAAGAGGUAAGAACCUCCUAAUUCAUUUUUGCUGGCGCUCAAUCAGAAAUCUGUCCCGUUUUGUGUGGAUUCUUUGAGAGAUUACAUGAAAAGUUCACAUUAAAAUUGUACAUGCUGUUAAAUGCGCCACUGUAUGUGUUAUUAUUGCAUGUAUUUUUGUAUGCAUUUCCACAAAACUCUUUCAAUGAGCAUUUUUUGAGCGUCUUAACUGCAGCAAAAACUGGGCCAAAUACAUCCCUACUUCCAAGUAUGGAAAUCACCAUUAGUCACAUUUGACAGUCUGUCUGGCCAAAUGUCCUCACAAAGGUUCAUUGGACUUUCCUUAGCAGGCCCACCUCUCAUUAUCGAACCAGAGAUGCUUUCUCUACACCUGAGACUUAUCUUCAGUCCAUGUCUGGAGAACACCUGCGUGACAUAGAUGUUGGCUCCCCAAGGUAAAAGGGCAUGGCUAAAACUUUGGAGGUCUAAAGAUAAUGUAAAAGAGUGGCUUCUUUUUAGAUGAUAAUGAUUAAUUUGCUUGUUGCAUUUUUAUCACACCAUCCUCCAAGAUGGUUAGGGUAUUCUGUGUGGUAUGUCUCUCCCUUCCACCAGCUUGUGAUAUCUAGACUUUAUUCAUUUAUUUGCAGUAUUUAUGGCCUGCUCCUCAAUAAAUAUUUUCAAUCUAAGAGCAGGGAGCAAAGUUAAUGAAAUAAAGAGAGGAAAAACCAAGUAGACCAAAAAUUUAAAAAAAUUACAGGUUCAAUGAACAACAAUUUAACAAUUCUGUCAUAAGGUGAACAAGCUUUAAAACUACAAUAACAAAAAUUAAAAUUCCCACUUUAACCAAAUACUUAGGUAAAAGCAAACACAAGGCAUUCAAGCAGAUUUAAAUAAAUAACCUGUGGGUUUAGCAACAGUUCCCACUCUGUUGUUCACUUACAGCAGCCCACUCAGUCCUGCUCUCUCUCACACACAAAGACACUCUCACAUUCUGUGCCAACAGACUCUGUGGCUUUUAAGUAACUUAACCCCUUUUCUUCCCCCACUCCAAUCCAUCCAGGCUCUCACCCUGAGUGGUAUGAAUUGGUGCCCACAACCAUCCACAGCAAGAAACCCCACUACAAACAGAGAAAACAUGCACAAAAAGAAAGCAGGUGGCAAUGUGCCAUAGCUGCUGUUUGUCUGCCAACUUUCCUAGUCCUGAGGAGACUCAUGGGCUCAAGGGCAGUAGUGUGGCCAGGGGGAGAUGUGCAGGUACAUUGGCUGGUGUCCAUGCUCUGGCCCCCUCAUUCCUUUCCUGUCCAGCCAGCACUAAGAGUGUUCAGGGACUUCCAGGACACCCCCUUCCCUUCUCACAUUUGCCAUUCCAAAUAUGUAUGGGCCAUCUCUUCAUUUUAGUGGGAUAUGGGUGAAAUUAUUUGAAUAUUUUGAUUACUGAACAUAUGGAUAUUUUUGACAGUGGUCACAUGGGUAUCCUGUGGGGGGGAUAUACUUCCUCCUGCAAUUUAAUUUUAAUUUUAAUUUUAAAGCUUCUAGCAUUUGUAGAAUGAGACAAAAGGUACAGGCACUAUUUUUAACAUUUUUGCUGAAAAGCUAGCCUGCUCCCUCCUUUCACUUUUUGACUACAUCUGCCCUGAAAAAUGUCCAAGAAACCCAAAAGAGGGUAGCAUUUACAGUGCUGGAAAGGUGGGUAGUGGGGAUAACUUCCUGGGUGGGCGGGGAUAGUUUUGUCAUUGCCUGCAGGAAUGAAGCAGGAAUGAAGCUCUGGCUGUGCUGUCAUUUUUUCUAUGCAUAAAGCUCCUGAACAGACUCCAAAGGUGGUGGCAAGACUUCUCUCUAAAAGUAGGGCGGGCAUGGAUUCUGCCACCACUCACCUCAUUGCCACAGCAUUUCAAUUCAGUUUAAUUAGAACUCUAGCAUGGUAGUGACCUCCCAUGGACAAGAAUAUUCACAUAAUUUCAUUGUUAAAAGUAAAGGUAAAGGGACCCCUGACCAUUAGUUCCAGUUGUGACCGACUCUGGAGUUGCGGCGCUCAUCUCGCUUUAUUGACCGAGGGAGCCGGCGUACAGCUUCCAGGUCAUGUGGCCAGCAUGACUAAGCCACUUCUGGCGAACCAGAGCAGCGCAUAGAAACGCCAUUUACCUUCCCGCCAGAGCGGUACCUAUUUAUCUACUUGCACUAGACAUGCUUUCGAACUGCUAGGUUGGCAGGAGCAGGGACCGAGCAAUGGGAGCUCACCCCGUCGUGGGGAUUCGAACCGCCGACCUUCUGAUCGGCAAGUCCUAGGCUCUGUGGUUUAACCCACAGCGCUACCCGCGUCCCACUGAAAUCCCCACCUCGCUCUGUUCCAAGGUCCUAAAAUUAGCCUGCACCUGAAAAAAAGGCACGAUAAUUGCAAUUUCAGCAGCUGCCAAUUCACCCCUAAGAAUGUACAUUGAAACACCUCACAGUAUUCCAGUAGUUCAUUGAGCUCAGUCUUGUCUGCACUGAUUGGCAGUGGCUCUCCAGGGUCCCUCCCAGACCUACCUGGUGGUGCCAGGAAUUGAACCUGCGAUCUUCUCAGAUGCUCUACCACUGAUCUAUACCCCUUCCCUACUCCCUCAGGUAGGUUAAAGCUGAAUCUGGCCCAAUUUCACUGACUGGAUUUCAUGUGCAGCAAUGGACCUGGGUCUUCUAAGUCUAGCGCUCUAGGUCUGACGCUCUAACCCCUACAACACCCUAUAUAUAUGCCCAGGGUUACCAAACGAGCUUCCUAAGCUUAGUGAAGAUUUAAACUGGGUCUUCCCUGUUCCCUUUUUUACCUGGGAAGUUAACACAGGGAAAUGAGAUGCUUGAACACACAUGAAAAUCCUGCUGGAUCAGACCAAAAGCCCGUCUAGUCCAACAUCCUGCUCUCAAAGUGGCCACUCAGAUGCUUGUGGGAAGCUCAGCAGCAUGAGACAAGUGCAAUAGCACUCUCUCCCCUACUUGUGUUCCCCAGCAACCGGCAUUCAGUGGCAGCAUUCCGCCUUUGAUACUGGAGGCAGAAUAUACUGUUGUCAUGCUCAGCAGCCAUUGACAAUCCGUGUUGCUUCAUGCGUAACAAAAAUUCGCUGGAUGUUUUCUUGGCAGAUCUGCCCCGGCUCACAAAGAGGGAAGCUCCAGCAGGGAGGCCAAAUACGGGAGCCCGAGUUCACGAGUCACAGAAUUCACACAGAUUUUGUGUGAGCAUGGAAGGGGAAAGUGGGGAGCAAACUCAACAACAACAACAUUUAUACCUCACCUAUCUGGCUGGGUUUCCCCAGCCACUUUGGGCGGCUUACAGCACAUAUAAAAACAUAAUAAAAUAUCAAUCAUUUAAAACUUCCCAAUACAACUUCAGUAGGGCCCCCAAUUGCAUUCAAGCAGCACCUAAAGUGCUUCUGAAAUGACUUUAGAACAGCAACAUGCUCCCUGCGCAUGGGCUUACAGUUUAAUAGUCACAAUACAAAUGAAAAAGGGGAUGAGGCUGGAAGAGGAAAACCAGCAAAUCCAGGCACUGAAUAUUCAUCUAACACUGAACUGUAUUUCUGUCUCUGAUAGGGCUGGCUCUUUCAAUAGGGACAGCACCGAUACUCCUUCUGGAGCAACAUACAGUGUUCCCACCCACUUUGACAGCGAUGGGGAUGCUGGCUCAAAAAGGUACAUAGGAAAAAGUAAAACUGGCAUUUUGGCUAUAUUGUCAUCAGCCUUCUUCCCAGAAGGUCAGAACCAGGUUUCAGCUAUCUUAGGUAAAGAGUUCUAUUGUAGGGAAAUAGUCCAUAUUCCCCCCUUGAUGGCGGGGGGGAAUCACAUCAUAUUGGAGGAAUUGGCUAUCAUAAUUAGGAAUGGAGUUGGGAAUUCAAUUCAGUAUGCUUUAAAAAGCAAGCCAACCUAAUCUGCACUUCCCAAACCAGGGCUGCAUUUCCCAUCUUCCUGAUAAUUUCUGCAUUUUAUGUGAUCUUUCACAUGACAUAAAAGCCACUUGUGGAAAUCUAGCAGAAUCCACAGGGAAAUUUAGUGCUCAUAUCUGUGUUAAUUUCCUACAGGAAAAGAAAUCUAUUUGCUACCUGCUAACCUGGAAAAUUACGGGGAUUUUGAUCUAUAAUUUCCCCAUGAUUGUCAUGGAUUGUGUCGCCAUCUGACAAAAUUUGGGGUGGUAUUCUAGCAUAUACUUAUUUACUGCCAUUUUCAAGGGUAAAAUAAUGGAGGAACAGAAGCACGCAAUGUGGUCUGCUAUUGUGUCUUACCAUGCCUGGUGGUGUGAAUGAAAUUUAGCAAGAUAUGUUAGUAUAUCAAUCAAACAGCUGCUUCCUGUCUAUGGAUUGUUAUCUACAGGGAGGCCUGCUUGGCACCAGCUUGUCCUUGUUUCAGUGCCCAGCAAUUCUUCCCUCCCACCCUGUGCAUUUGGGCAGCACCAACGAGUGGAUGUUUUUACUCUGGCUGUGUCUUGAAUAUACUUAUGUAUUUUUAUCACUGCAUUUUAUUAUUGUUGCAAAUUGCUUUUGGGAGGUUUUUUUUUUGGGGGGGGGUUAAUUUAUAAAUUCAAGAAGCCUAACCUCAGCUGAAGCAAUACUCAAGGAUGAUGGGAAUUGUAGUCCACCAGCAUUUGGAGGGCUACUGGUUCCCCAUCCCUGCACUGAAGGGUCCCUACACACAGCUACUCAGACUUCCAGAAAAUUAAUCAAAGAUAUGUUGUCCUAAAGAUAUGCUAAGAAUUAGUGUCAUUGGUCCUGUUGUCCUAAAGAUAUGCUAAGAAUUAGUGUCAUUGGUCCUGCAGUAAUUCAUUGUGUUCGUGUGGGUUAAUUUAAGGUUGCCAUAUGUCCGGAUUUUCUCUGACAUAUCCAGAAUACUGCAAUCGGCAGCAGUGUCUGGGCAGAAAUCAGCCAAAUGCCUGGGAAAAUCCAGACAUAUGGCAGCUCAUACGUUCUGCAUUUAAAGCACAUGAUGCUCCCCCUAAAGAGUCCUAGGGACCGUACUUUACUCUUCAUUGUGCUACAAUUCCCAGCACCCUUAACAAACUACAGUUCCCUGGAUUCUUUGCGAGAGCCAUGUAGUUUAAAUGUAUGGUGUGAUUGUAGCCUUUGUCUAAUGGGAGCAAGGAGCACCUUCUGGCAAUUUUAUGGAUGGCAAUAGUUUUAGAAUGGACUGGAAUUGGCAGCUUACCCAGUCCCAGGAUGGGCAGUGGUUGCGGCCUGUUGCGGAGGGCCUCGAGUCCCAGGGAGCAAUGCUGGGCGAGGUGGCCAGCAGUUGGGGAAUCCCGAGGCUGGCUGCUUGGAGUGGCGGGUGUUCCUGCCAUCUGAUUAUUUGAAUUCUGGCCCAUCUGGCCAGACUGAGCGGGCGGGGCUUGUAAGAGGACCCUAGUGGAGCAAGCUUCUCUCCCGUCUGCCCCUAGCCUACAGAAAUGCUGGCUGUGCCCACACAUGGGACUGCAGUCAGGUGAAGAACAACCCUCCCUUUCUCCACCCCAUUUAGUGAUGCUGUGCGUUUUGUAUGCCAACCUUCCUUCCUUCCCAGGGCACUGAGCUUACUGGCAUUCCUGUGGUUCAGUAAUGGUUGCCAUUUCCGGAGCUAGGAAGAAAUUUGCUUGCAAACAGAUUGGCCCCAUUUGCAGGUUUUGCCUUCCCCAUAGCAAUAGUUGCAACUUGGCUCGAUAAGGCAUUAGGUGGUAUCCUUUUAGUCUAACAUCAGGCCAGGGGUGAAGUGGUGCAUCACCCCUACGUCAAAACUGUGUGAUCACAAAGUACCCCGUUAAAGGGAGCUAGGUGGAAGUUUCUGUCCAAAAGCCAAGGCAUGGGGCAGAUGGGCCCUAGAGCUUCCUUUAGCAGCCUGGGAUGGCCAUCCAUGUAGACCUGCAUCUUGUGGAGAACUCAUUAACCCCAGGCUCGACCCUGUCAUGUGUCAGCCCUUUACCUGGAGGCUGAGAUAAUAUACAUCCAGUAUCUGAGGCAAAUCCUACCUACACCUGGAAUCAAUAAAGUUGUGGCCAAUUUUAAAUCCGAGAACAUUGUCUUGUCCAGUUUGUUCACCUUCUAAGGCUAGGCCUUGCUCCCUGGGGAGGUGUCACUGCAAGUGGGUCCGCAACCGUCUCCUUUCUUCUUGCAGAUCUUUCUCUGACUUUGAGAAGAAGGCUAUGCAAGAGAUGGCAUAUGAGAGUCCAAGUGACACAGAAUACAAAAAGGUGGAAGCUCAUCUGGCAAAGUAAGAAGGCAGACAACAGAAGGUUCUACCUUCGCUACUUGAUAUGGUCGGGGCAAAAGUCAGAUGAGCUGCUUUCUUUAAAACUUUUCACAGAAGCAGUGAGAGGAGGACCCUGUCAAACCUUCCCUUUGUUGAAGAUAUUUUGCAGCUCCACUGUCUCUAGGAUACCAAUGGCAUUUUUCACCUGUGCCUUUGUUCUUGAUUCUGUAAUCUAUAUAUAAGUGGGUCCCUGCAGCACUAUGUUGCUGUGUGGAGUGUUUGUCUCCAGAGUUCGAACCACAACGUUCCAUUUCCUCUCCCACUUUAUUUUGCAGUUUUUUCUCCAAAACUGACAAUCAUUAUUCCAUGCUUACUGAGCAUGCUCAGUUUCCAUUAUUUAUUUAUGAAUAGGCUACAGCCCUAAUCCCUGGCAAACAAUAGCAGGGCUUGAUGGAGUGGUACAGCCACAGCCCUGCCACACACUAGGCAGAGCAGAAGGUGUGGUGGAGGGAAAGAGGAAGGAAGCCCCUUUGCUGCACGAGAACGUAGGAUUGAAAAGCAAACCAAACCCAGAUCAGGUGAUGGCAUGGCUCAUGGCAGUUCAGGGGGCUGGAUUGUUCUCCCAUUUAUUUCAGAUAUUCCUUUUCCAGUCUUCAUUGCCAGAUUUACAUUAAAAUCAAAUACACAUUAAAACAAAGCAGGCAGGAAAAUAUACAAGCUGUCACACAACCAGCAGAGAUAAACUAGUGUGGCAGUCCUAUGGGAAGCUUGCAAACAAGGCCAGAGCUCACCCCACCUGUGAUUCCCAACAACUGGUAUGAGAGGUAUAUUGCGUCUGUAUUCUUUUUUUAAUGGACAAGAUUUGCAAAUGUUACUGUCUUUCGUCGGUCAGAUCUGGUUCAUGGUCCAGUGAAAACAGCCUUAGUUCCGGCAUCCAAGGCGAACUCCCGAGAGCUGCCAAAAGGGAUGAGUCAGAGCUGGAAAGUGCAAGGUGAGUGCAGGGUUCAAGAGCUGUUCUUGCUGCAAUGGAGUCUCACUCUGUGAAAAGGACAUGCCUUGCUUACAGAAUGCUCUCGGAGGGUCCUCUCCCUGAGGACUCAGGCAAGUAGCAUCAGUGUCUUAUCAGGAGCAAACUUCACUGGGUCUUCUGGAGUCUCCACCACUGCCUGCAUAUUUCCUCUGUUGCAGGGGAAAUAAAUGGGUCUUUCAGGCAGGGAAAGGAAGGAGGUAUAAUGGAAAUCUUUCCCCCCUUUGUAAUUAAAUGUGAACUUGCAAAAUUCACACUUCCCAAAUCAAUACACAAACAAAAGCCAAACUAUCCUUCAAAACUUUGCACUUCUCUGAAUUGUGUGAUGCAAUUAUCCCACCCAAGAACCCGUACACAAAAGUGUAUAUGAAUAAAAAGUGCAUGGAGGGAUGCAUAUGCUUGUGAAAACAAUGUACAUAGAUGCAUUCUGUUUGGGGGAAAUUGCUUGCAAAAAUGCAUAUACUAGGCAAAAUUGCAUACCAAAAUUGUGCAUAUCAGAGGAGGCGCACACAAUAAUUAUGAAUUUUCAUGCAGACUGUAGAAAUAAAUAAUGCACAAAUGUUUGCAGAAAUGUGCCAAACUGAAUUUAAUAUUUGGAAAAAACAGAAAUGGAGAGAAACGGAAAUGGACACAUUUAUCCUGUCUUAGAAGGGAGAAAGCUGUGGCACUGCUUGCAUUUUUGAAGUGAACAAUACAGUGGCACCUUGGUUCUCAAACUUAAUCCGUUCUGGAAGUCCGUUCCAAAACCAAGGCGCGCUUUCCCAUAGAAAGUAAUGCAAAAUGGAUUAAUCCAUUCCAGACUUUUAAAAACAACCCCUAAAACAGCAAUUUAUCAUGAAAUUUACUAUCUAACGAGACCAUUGAUCCAUAAAAUGAAAGCAAUAAGCAAUGUAUUGCAGUCACACAAUCAAUCCAUCAGUAGCUGAACUGGGUUCCACGCAGUCACAAAAACAAAACAAAAAGAGCCACAAAAACAAAAAUGCAAAAUAAAUAGCAAAAAUAGACCUCAGUGUAACACUCAAAAUGGAGCACAUUUGGCUUCCAAAAAAAGUUCGCAAACUGGAACACUUACUUCCUGGUUUGCAGUGUUGGGUUCCAAGUUGUUUGAGUUCAAGGCGUUUGAAAACUAAAGUACCACUGUAUUCUAUAUGCAAGGUCCCACUUCUCUCCAGCUUUCUCACAAGGAUUUGAGCAGGGAUUGUUUUUCUGGCCAUCUCUGCCCAAAUGCUCACAGCAAUGGAAAGUUGGAAAGCAUGGUUUGCGCACACAUACAUAUGUUUAUAUCCCCUCUUAUUUCCCUGGCAGGUCCAGUUCUCUCUCUACAGAGAGUGGCGUUGCCACUCCGGAAAGCCAACAAGGAGAGCAUGGGACAGAUUCGGACACAUCAGGGUAAGGAAACAUGGAAGGCUGCAGUGUCUGCAGAGUUGCCAUUCCUCACUGAUCUCAUAGUUUCAUGCUUGAGCUGUGGCCUGGGAAGAUGCUGCAUUACCAGAGAGCCUGUAGCUCUCCAGAUGUCAGUGGACUCCAGCUCCCAACAGAAACAUAGAGAGUCCCAGGUUGAAAUCUUGUGUCUACCAUAAACUGACUUAGGUGGCCUUCAGCAAGCUACUCUCUUUCUCUUUCAACCUUGGCAUCCACAUCUGCAACACAGGGAAUAAGCAUUCAAGGUGAGCCCUGUUAGAUCAGGCCAAAGGCCCAUCUAGUCUAGUUCUUACAGUGGCCAACCAGAUGCCUGUGGGAAUUCUGCAAGUGGGAUAUGAGUGCAACAGCACUCUGCCCACCUGAGCUUCCCAGCAACUGGUAUUCAGAGGAGCAGUGGAGGGAGAACAUCACCAUUGUGGCCAGCAGGUAUAAAUAAUCUUAACCUAUUUUAAAACCAUUGAGUAUUAUUUACAUUUCUACUACAGCAGGACUUACAGCAGGGAACCUAUGACCCUCUAGUUGUUGUUAGGUUACAGUUCCCAUCACCCCUGGUCAUUGGCCAUGCUGACUGGGGCUGAUGGAAGUUGGAAUCCAGCAACACUCGGAGAGCCACAGGUUCCCCAUCCCUGUUGUAAAAAUAUCAUUUCCCACCCCCACUAGUACACUGUAGGGUUGCCAUUUCCACCUCCCUGCCUCUUAUCCUGUUCUUUAAGAGCAUCCUGCCAUGAGAAAACAAAGAAAACAACACUCUUUCUCCAUUGUUUUAUUGUUCCACAUGCACCUACUUGAUUUCUAUGUCUGAGGCUGCUGUGAAAUGGACAGGAGUAGGGCAGGGGCCAAGCAAUGGCAGGUAAUGUGAGAGUCUCAGUUAGUUAGUAAAUGUACAUAAUGGGUUGCUGCUGCUGCUGCUGCAAGCUUCUGAUAGAUUUUAUCUCUCCACUUAAGAGGAUGAAUACAUUUUAUAACUUAGCCCACAACACUUCCCUAGCUGCGCGUCCACAGAAGACGGCAAGCAGGAAUUGCGUGCUCAGUGCACACCCUCUCAAGAGUUACGUCAGCAUGCAAAAUUGUGGUUUAUGCUGACGACAUGUUAAAUUUGAUGGUUUAUUUCACCACAAACAGGGAAAUGCCACAUGCUGAGUAUAAGCAACAGGAAGAGGUAGUAGAGCAUCUGCUUUGCAUGCAGAAGGUUCCACCACUCUAGCAGUGAAAAGAGAUGUUUUCAGGGCCUUCUUGAAAGCCUGUGCCAAAGGGGGGCAUGCAUAAGUCAUUCAGAAGGGAGUUCCGUGACGCUCUGUUGCACACAUCAGCCUAAUCAGCCAUUCCAGUAGGCACACAAGUAGGGCCUUCAAUGCAGAUCUUAGUGUAUGGGCAAGGUCAUGAUACCAACCUAUGUCAUGAUGGUUAGGACAGUGAAAUAAAUAUUCACCUGCUAUGACUUCGGUUCAGUUGCCUCUUAUCUUUUCCAUGUUUGGCAAGAGAGAAAGCAGUUGCUCCACUUUCUUUCCUUGUUAUAUGAAAGUUGCAAAUCAUUAAUCUUCAUCUUUCUAGAUUCAGCAUCUUGAGGUAUUGAGUCCCUUCCCAAACAUUCUGGCAGUUGAUCUCAUUUGUUCCUGUCUUGUGAAUCCAUUUAAAUUUGUUUGCAUUAUAAAUUUUACACCUUUCUUAAAGCAACAAUCAAAACUGGGUGUAGUAUUCGUAUUUUUCAACUUGCUUGUCCUGUGGAAUUGUGCUAUCUGAACUCUAGUGCUUCCUGAGAUGAAGUUUCUCUUGUUGCGUUAUUUUCUUCUGGCAUAUUUACAUAGUUGGGUCUUCUCAUUUUAUAUUACUGCUUUGCUGCCAAUCGUUUUUAAACCUAAUCCUAUUAUUCUUAUUGUUUACAGUCCUUCUCAGUUUUGUGGCACUAGCUAAUUUGACAAACACGCUGACAGAAGAGGUUAAUGGGAAAUCGGAACAUCACUUAAUCUCAGACCGGCAAUAAGCAUAUUGUGUGUUUUGUUAAUCUGAUAGAAACCAAAACACAGGUCAGAUUUUCAGUCAGAAUGAGAGAAGGAUAUUAAAUUCUUCAUAUGUUGUGUAGGACUGUGCCAAGGCCUUUAUUUAGAAUGUGAAAUAUCAUGUUCAUGGGGCAUUAUUUACCUUUCUACAGUCUUUUCAUCCAUCUUCCACUGAGUUCUCCAAAUAGAUGCUGGUAACUCUGAAAGUUCCUCAUCUAGUUCUUUCAGCAUUCAUGGGUAUACCUUUGCAUCCUGCUGAUCUGAAUUUAUUUCAAAUAGCCAAAUAUUCCAGAAUAGCAAUCUGGUUUAGAAAAAAACCAAAACAUGUCUACUGAACAAACUUCAUUAGAUUUGAUAUUUUGGCUAUUUGUUUUUUUUCUCAUUAAGCUUUCAUUAUUCUUUAGCUCCAAAUCCAGCUAAAGUUAGUUCCAACAGUUCCAUUAAAAGCAAGGGGGAUUCGUUGGGACUAACUUGUUCUAUUUUUUCUAUAGGAUUUAGCUGAUCUGGUAGCUUAAAAAAAAAGGUGGUGCAGCUUAUCUUUCUGGCACUUUCCCUUAUUUUUCAGACUGGUUAAAACUUCCUUCUUUAUCACUUGGAUGUGAGAUCUAUUGAUUUCUGCUUUGGAUUGCUGCCUUCUUUGUUCUUGACUCUUCCUCCUCCUCCUCAGCAUUAAAAUAGUUUGCAAUUUUGCAAACUAUUUCACAUUGUUAGCACCACCAGAUGUUGUGGGCUUCCUUUUCCUCCAGCUGCUUUCCAUCUGGAUAAAUUUAUCCACCGUUACAUGCCAGGACUUGCAAACCAUCUUGCUGUCCCCUCAGCUUUGGACAGAGGAGACAACAUUCUUUCUUGUAAAUCAAACAUGGUGCUGAGAUUCUCCAUGUUUUAUGGAUGAACUACUCCAAUAGUUAAUCAUGGCAGAUAGACAACAGAGUCAUCCUCUGAGAGAUCUUGCUAUGAUGACAAUUAGGAUUUCUUUCAGUCUCUCCAGGGGGGUUACUUUGGGCAUGUCAGAGACAAGUCAUAGGAUGCCAACCUAUAUGGACAGCCCCAGUGUGUUGGAGAGAGGUCACAGGAGAUCGUCAUAUCUGGAUUGCCAACCCAACAAUACCAUCAGAUCAGAGACUAGGCAUGGGAUGUCAUCAUAUCUGAGCAACCAGCCAUCCAAUGCCAGAAAGUUGGAGAUCAGUCAUGAGAUAACAUCAUACCUGAACAACCAAGCAUUCAACAGUGGAAGGUAAAGAGGCUUUGAACAGUCCAAAAGGCCUAAGUAAGAAAUCCAUAGAGAACAGUAGAGUGAAAGCUGUGUGGGAAUUGGACCUGAGAAUCUUAUAACCUGGCUCAGAUCAGUUGGAUUCUGGUCUGUAUAGUAAAAAGAGUCUUCAGAAGUCAGUGGAAGCAGUAACUUAUGAAUCAUCACAACCAGAUAACAUGAUAGAGGCAGGAUAUGCAAGAACACCAGUGGUGAUGGCUUCAGAAUAGUAGGGAGGAAAAAUCAGCUCAGUUGCCAUGGAUAGCAUUAUUGCAAUAGGCAUCACCAUUAUCCUAACCUUGCUGAUCCCAUGCUUGUGUGCAAUCCUGUUCAACCCUCUGCGAGCAAAACAGUGGUUUAGCUGAACUUCUUCUUAUCCCUGCAGCAUGCUUGUCCUGCAGAACAUUUUGAAAUAUGUGGCUGACGUAGUUACUUCUCAUGCCAGAAUUCUAUGCACUAAUAGCAAACUCAUUCUUCAAGUAUCCAUCUUUGUCCAUCCAAAAUGGUACAGUCUGCGUACAAGACGGAGAACGUAAGAAUAGCUCAGCUGGGUGAAGCCAAUGGCCCAUCUAGUCCACUCUGGUCUUACACUGGCGCAUCAGAUGUCCGUGGGAAGCCCACAAGCAAGGCCUGAGGGCAGUAGCCCUUUCCUCUCCUGCGGUUUCCAGAAACGGGAAUUCAGAAACACAUUGCCUUUUGACAGUGGAAGCAGAUAAUAGCCAUCAUAGUUAGUUCUAGGCUUGAGGGAACAUCAAGGUUUAUAGAAGUACAAUAAAUCCUCUAACGUAGGGGUGAGGUAAUCCAAAAUGGGCAAAUGGGGACUUAGCAUGUUCAGUGAUCAUGGAAUACUGGCUGGUUUGUUAGGGGAAAAGAACGGGAAAUUGUGGGGGUGGGAAGCAGUGUCCUGGAAAAGGACAUGGCUGGCUUCCAGGAGCAUUAUGCAGUGCCAUAUUUUGUUGGUGGUGACUAUUAUCAGAGAAACAUGUUCACGAACUGAGCUUAAUGUGCUUUAGAAGCACAAAGCAAAAGGCAAAGCAUAUUUUACUGGAACAACUAAAGGUUAAUCCAAAAGGAACAGGGGCAUCUGCAUAAUGAAUAAAAAUGUAUAUGUAUGGAUCAAAACAAGGGUCUUAAUUUCUUUAAAAUGUAGGAAUGGGUGUUUUUAAUAAUGCACAUGUACUUUGAUAGCUCUCUUUGGUUAUUUAGAAACAACCCAUAAAAGGCGUCAUCUCAUUUGUUCUUACAUUUCUUGCUGUUUUGCUAACACUGAUAUAUCUGUUUCUUCCCAGUAUGUCCUACUACCCCUUCAGAGAUGGCCCAAUAAUUGGCUCCCCAAGGAGCCACAGGGUGCCUUUCUAUAAGGACAUCUGUGACACAGAUAUCAGAAGGUAAAGAUGAGGUGGUUAAACAGGUUGUUAUUCACCCAUAACGACCUGCCAAAGCUUUAAAUAUAUGGUUGCUGGCACAGAUAUUUGGCCCUAGUUUGUUCAUAGUGUUGGGAACUGUAUCUCCAUGAGGUUCCCUGUAUCUACAGUUCCGAGGAUUCUUUGUGGGAAGCCAUGUGCUUUACAUUUAUGUUGUGGAGGUGACUGGUGCUGAUGUUUCUUGGACUCUCUACACCUAGCCCUUGUACCAAACAUUCAUUGAUGGCUGCUCAGGCAAUGAGGGGAUACAGCAGGGAUGCAACUCUGAAUGUCUAACACAUGCCCCUGAGCUGACAUCUAAUUAGAUGUGCUGCUUAUCUAAUUUCCUUUCCCUUGACAGGAAUUCAGAUGAGAGGGCUGCGGCAGCUUCCUCUCGGCUUAAGAAUCCUUCAGCCUCUGGUUAUGACUCAGACCCCACCACAUCAAGGUAAAAAGCGGAGGUCAAGAGGAAGCUAGUUUUCAUGGCUACACACUCCCACAAGUCAUUGUACACUGCCUGUGACAUUAAUACAGUGACAGAACUGCUUAGUGGUUCCCAGAAUGUGGCCUUCAUUUCUGCACUUCCAGAAUCUUGCCUUCAUCUCUAUGUUCUAAGGAGAUCAGGAUAUUAUACAAGUUCCCCUUUCUCCUAAACUGAUUUGGCACUACAACUCUGUCAGGUAGAUUAGACUGAGGACUCAGCUACUUUGGUAAAGAUAAAGCGCUGUGGAGUCCCGUUUUUCACCUACGGGAUUUCCCUGUAUGAAGUCUACAAUGUGUUUAACUGAAUCACUUUUUUGAUGUGUCUAGAUCCAGCCUGAGAGAGGUCAUGGCUAGCCCAGAGUCACCUGAGAAGGGCUCAUGAGGAGGUUGCACUGGCUAGCUUCACCCUUCAAACAGCCCUCCACCAGCCAUAAUAUGGCACUGUGAAGGAGUCCAGCAUGCAUGAGUCUAUGUGGUGCAGAGGUUAGAGUACUGGACUGAGAUCUGGGAGAUAGGGGUUCAAAUCCCUACUCACCCUUGAAACUCACUGGGUGGACCUCAGCCAGCCACAUCCUCUCAACCUAACCUACCUCACAGGGUUGUUGUGCGGAUAAAAUGGGGGGAAACAUGUAUGCCACCUUGAGUUCCUUGGAGGAGAGGCAAGCUAUAGGUUUAACAACAGCAAUGAUGAUAAUAAUAAUAAUAAUAAUAAUAAUAAUAAUAAUAAUAGGGGCCACAAGGGGGCGCAUUGGAAGAUGGCCGACAAUACCAUCUCUCCGACCCACACGGGGUAAUUAAGAGGCUGUUAUGGGAGUAGGCAGCCUCCCUUGUUGCCCCAAGGAAAUGGGGAACACUGCCCUUGCCUGCUGUGCCCAUAAAUCACCCCUAAUUCGAAAGAAGGGGGUGAGGGCCCUAGGCAGAAUGCCCCCGUGUGGACAUCGGCUCUCCUGGAUGCUGUCUCUGAUCGCGCACUAGUUGCAGCUAUUUGGAAUAAUUAAUUACAAAAGAAGCAAAUGCACAUAUUUCAAGUGAAGAAGGGGAGUGAAGUUUGCUAAUUUAAGUGACCUCUGCGAAAGAAGACGACGGGCUGGAGAAACAGGAAUAUUUUACGAUGAAGAUACACCAAAGGCGGGGUAUAUUGACAAUGGGGCUGAAUGGGGGGGGGAACCUUUUUUACUUUCCUUCUAUGUGAUUUACAAGAACCCCUCCUCAUUAGAACCGUCGGUUGAACUGACCCAAGCAGGAUGAUUAUGGUCUGUGUGGAGAUAAACUUUGACCAAAAGUAUGCUUUAUGGAGACCGAGAAGCAAUAAGAGCUUUUGGGAAUGGCGCAGCAAUUAAUUCGAAGUCGCCAUCUUGCCAAAGGAUUUAUAGCCGGGAGGAAGAACGGAUUUGUUUUCAGACUGUAUUCCUAGUGAAUCUCCUCAGAGGUUUUGAGAAAGGAGGCAGAUUGGUGAAGAUUAAUGACGCUAAGACUGUUUUGAUGUAUGGAAGUGAUGUUAUAUGGAAAAUGUCUGGAUAUGGCUACUGGAUAAAAAAAUUAACAUCCACGCAGGAUUACAAACUGUUCUAACCAGAUUGCGGAGACUAUCAGAGGUCACAAAGAGAAAGGAAAAAUAUAUGAAAAUAACAACAAGAGAUGUGGAAAAAUAAUAAGAAAGGACUGGAUAGUACUGUGAACAUCAUAAAGUUAGAUUUGUGGACAUUAAACCAGCAGUAAGAAGCAAGAAGUUGAUUGGAUCCCUUCGGAACUUGAAAUAUGGGUACCCCCAACAAAAAUUUAAAAUUCGGCUGUGUAAUUUGGAAUUUAUGUAAUUUGGUUUGAUUUGAUGUGAUUGGUCGGUUAAUAAAAAAUUAUUCUUAAAAUAAUAAUAAUAAUAGUAGUAGUAGUAGUAGUAGUAUUCAUCGGUAGCCAUAUAUGGCUCCUUUGCACUGCCACCAAACAUACAGCAAGGCUGCUGCAUGCAUCAUCAGCAAGGGCAGGCAAGGGUUAUUCAUUGCAACCUCAUGUGCCCUUUACACAUGCUUUCAGACCAUGAGGGGAUUCAUUGGAACAUCUCUCUAGUGACCUUCAUGGCUUAGCUAGGGAUCUGAAUGUGGCUGUUCCUGCUCCCUGUCUGGCACUCUCUAAACCAGUGGUGUCCAAACUUUUUUCAAAGAGGGUCAGAUUUGAUGAAGUGAAGGGCCAUGGGGGCCGACCAAAGGGCCAACCUUUUUUUUGGAUUGAACCGGAUUAAACCAACCGGCAGGCUAGAUUAGGCCCCCAAAAUGGACUUUGGACAUGCCUGCUCUAAACACUGUAUAUCACAGACUCUUAGACUGUCUUAUCUGAAGUAAACUUUGUUAUUCUACUUCUACAAAUAUUUAUACUCCACUUCCACCUUGAGGUGGUUUACAGAUGGAACCUGCCCCCCUGCUAAAACAUAGAAAAAAUAUCAUUAAAAACAAUUAAAAAUGGAUAGAAAUAAUAUGAUAUAGAUAGAUGAUAGACAGAUCAUAGAUAGAUAGAUAUAGAUAGAUGAUAGAUUAGAUAGAUAGAUAUAGAUAGAUGAUAGAUAUUGUUGUUUAGUCGUGUCCGAUGCUUCGUGACCCCAUGAACCAGAGCAUGCCAGGCAUGCAUAGAUAGACAAAUGAUAGAUAGACAGAUGUAUAAAACAACCUGUUCAAAAUCUGUUUCUUGCCAUUUUUAGCAAAGGCCUUCUCUUCGUGAAGCAAUCAGUCAACAGUACGGAGUUGUCAUCCUCACCACGUUACAAUAGGUAAGGGAAUGAAAUAUGGAGUGGAUGGGUGCAUCUAAGAUUGCCUCUGCAGCAUGUAAACAUAUACCAUUUUUAUGUAUGGCUAAAUCUGUGUGCAAAAUGUUUUGUUAGUUUGCCUUUGGCUACUUUGGCUCUGAUGACCCAAAAAAUGGUCCCACACAUGCAGAAGAUGCCUCAGAUAGCUCACCCAAAUUUGAUGGUGUAGUAGAUGAGAAAAGGCAUGGAUAUAGGAGGGGAUGAAGCAAAGAGUUGCUUUGGAGAGCUACCAUCUAUGUGGGAAAUCAGAAAUAUCUCUGACUUCCCCUGGAUGUUUCCAAAUUAGAGCCUGCCUUGGAAUUACCAUCCUUUGUUCACUCACUUUUAGCAGAGCAUCUAGACAAUAUCAGUGUUAGGCCAUUGCAGACCAGUGCUUUCUGUAUUGUUCACCAGUGCUUUUUCAGUUCUGAUUUAUGACAUUUUAUGUUUGGGUGCAAUAAGAUGCAAAUCUUAUUGCACUAACGCAGCCAGUGUCAACAGGAAAAGUUGCUAUUGAGGCUUUAGGGGGCUCCUUUGCCUUUAAUUAAAGGUUCCCGGUUUGCCACUCUUUAUCCUAUUGAUCCUGGCUGGGAGACUAGAAAUGAAUUACCCUUGAAAAGCUUGUCUUAAUUGGCUCAGUGUCCUGUCCUACAGGGUGACAGCUUUAAAUAAUGAUUUCCACUCUUGUUCCCUUUUCUUUUCUAUUUAGUAAAAUAGUAGGACACUGAAGAAUUAAGAAAGGCUAUUGCAUGAGGCAGUUAGUAAUCUUUCUGCUGUGGUCAACAGAGUUUCCAACAGGAAACCUUUUUAUUAAUGUUAGAGGACCUUUCACUGAAGGUGGCUAUAUUUGUGAGUAAACAUUAUAGAAUAGCAUUGUAAUAAAGGUUGUGUGGGAUAUCCAUUUUAAUUCAAAAUGGAAAAGCCUCCAGGACAUUGGGUACUCCAGCAUAAAAGCAACCUCUCUCAGUCUGCCAUAAUCUCUCAGUGUUGCUCCUUGCAAUCUAUAAAUAUUUGUGUAUUUAAAUGAUCCUCCUCCUAUGCAAUAUUUGAUUGCAAAGUCACUUGAAUAACACAGAUAGGGUCCAGAGAGAGAGAAAAUCCUGAUCACACUUCAAUGAGGAAAACUGAACGAAAACAGGCUAUAGUUUAAGGAUAAAAGAACAGAGAGGUUUGUACAUAGCAGGGAGACAUUCAACCAAGCCUACAGAGGAAAAGCUCCCUCAGAACUACACAGCCAAUCAGGGCAUGUGCUACCUCAGCAAAUAUCAUGCCAUUCUGCCGACUUGCUAAGUGACACCUCCACCUGUCCCCUUCUUGGCUAGAUGACUUUAACACUAAAAUAAUUAACCCUUAAGUUGUACAUGUAAUGUUCUAUUCUUACCUUCAUCCCCCAGUCGCAGCCUGGCUGAUUUGUCUGAACUGGAGAGGACAAGCUAUAGCAGUGCUAGCUUUCUGAAUAGCAGCCCCCCGAAAAGGUAGGACCGUUUGUCAACCUGGAAAGCUUCAUUAUAACAAAUAAUUACAAUGUCCAAGUGAUAAUUCCUACAAAGGGACAUUACAUACUUUGGAACUAAGGGGCAAUUUUUAAAAAAGGUUUUUAUAUAAGGAGCCUAUUGGGUUGCUCACACAAAGUUAUUUUCCUCUUUUUUCUCAUGCAUUUUUUUCUUCUUUCUUGCACUAGAUUUAGAUUUUAAAAAAACUUUUGCACAAAAUUGGAAAAGGAGGAAAUCUGGGGAAAUGAAAGAUGUUGUUUAGAAGUAGAGGCUAUGAGUUCCAUGGCCUUGUGUAGGGAAGGCAAGAAAAAUACAGCAUUGUGGACAACUGAGGAUCAGAUCUCCUGAUGUUUGUUUUUGUUCACUUAAAUCAGUCAAGAGGAAGGCUUCAGUCAAGAGCAGUGACACUUGAUGGGCAAGUUGGUGGUGGUUAACCCAUUCCCCUUAUAUGCAUUCCUUAGUCCUCCUCCUCCUUUACUUCAGGCCAACUGAAGACAUCUGCACUUAUUGUGGCCGUGAGAUCCGCAACUGUGCUAAGAUAACCAUUGAGAACCUCAGAAUCUGCUGCCAUGAGUACUGCUUCCGGGUAGGUCCCUCUUUUUGCCACAAGACAUGCGUAUGGAUCUAUAUGGCAAGGGAAUAAAUGGGGAGGUUAUAUCAUAUGGGAACCACCUCACACUUAUUAAUUGGAAACCUUUGAAAACAAUAGUAUACAAAUAUCAAGAUGUCUUAUUUCACCACACCAAGACCAGGCACAAAAGUAGGGUAUUGGUUACACAAUUAAUUAUCUGCUAUGGGUCCCUGGGCUCUGUCAGUAUCUGGUACAGUUUGGCAGCCCCAGACAGAAGAGAAGGACGAGGAAGGAGAAAGAGCAGCUGAAAGCUGAAAGCUCGGCAACCGGGGUGGAGGAGAGAGAAGGGAGGACCUUCCUGUGUAAGAUGGGGAAGCAGAUCUUCCAGCUGUCUCCACCAUCCCUCCUGCAGAUGAUAAUUCAAGGAAAUUUAGCAUUCGGUGUGUUUCAGAAUCUUCACAAGCACCUGUUCUUUGUGUGGCUGUAUAACUGAUGUGCAAUAUUUGAAAAUAUUAAUAAGCUUUCUGCCUGUCCAACCAAGAUGUGUGAAUAAAUAUCUUCUUUUGUAUGCUGCCACCCUACCAGUGUGGGAUUCUUCUGUAUAGAUCCUUCUUUUUUGGGGGGCAUAUUUCAAUUGCAGCUAUUUCUUCUUUCUCUCUCCACAGUGUGGGAUUUGUCACAAGCCAAUGGGAGAUCUCCUGGAUAAAAUCUUCAUUCACCGGGACAUUGUCCACUGUGAUAAGUGCUACGAGAGGCUCUUCUAAGUGAGUGGGGCCUUCUCUCUGAAGCAUUAAAAUGGGAUGGAGAGGUAGAGGACAGGAGGAGGGAAAUACAGUAGUAUAGUAUACAGCAUUGAUCUUCAACCUUGGUUCCCUUGACAACGUUGGACUAUAACUCCCAUCAUCCUUUCCAUUGGCUAAUCUGGCUGGGGCCGAUAGGAGUUGCAGCAUCUGGAAUGAGACCCAUGGUUGAAAAAACACUGAGGCAGAGGCUAAAUACCGAAACAGAAAUAUUGCUGAUUAUAUCUACCUAUCUAUAACUUUUAACUAGUGCUGUACACACGUGGUCUAUAUAGGAAUUUUUCACCCUAUCUAUAGGCUGAGUAAUUUAGGGGACAUUUCACUGAAUUUCAUUAGGGGAAGGAAAAAUUGUCCAACGGUUUCUUUCCCUUCUCCUUUUUAUUCAAAGUUUUUUUGAAAUUUGCAGGGAGGAUACAUCCCACCCUGCAAUCACUCUGCAAAAACCAAUCACCCCCCAGGAUACAGUAAAUUCUCCAACAGUUUCUUACAGAGCAGACCUUACUGUAAGUGGUAGCAAUAGCACAGCUUCUCCCUCCUGCAAACACACAUCCAUGGCUUAGCAGCGGCAGGAUCAACUGUAUUGGCAGUCAGGUCACCAUUUUGCGCCCUUCACAGUGCCCUGGCCUUAGCUGCAUUUUGAAACAUUGUGGGAGUUAAAUGGCAGCCAAAACACACACACACACACACUUUAAAAAAUGGAGUAAAAUGGCAGAAUAUUAAUUUUUUUGUGAGGUGGGUGUGGGAAUGGGAAUUUUCUUUUCUUUUCUUCUUUCUUUUCACCUCAGCUUAACUUUAAAUUCAGUGGGUUGUUUUACUUGGGAAUGGCUUUGUGAAGUUAAUGGACCUAAGUCAGUCAUAGCCAUUCAUUUCAAUGGGCCUACUCUUAGUAUGAUUAACAUUGGAUACAUUCCCAGUCCCUGACAUCAGCAACAUAUGGAUAAUAAUGUCCUGCAUUGUCGGAUGUUACAGGUAAGGAAUGUGGGAUACUUUCAACACUGUUAAGGCAUUCUAGGAAUGCUAAUGAUAUGUUUUGUCAUUGUCACUGUAACUGCUGUAAUUAUAUACUAAUAAUAUGCUUGGCACCGAUGAUGCAGGCACAGUGUGGCUGCGAUGCAUAAUGUAGCUGCAUCUGGAUCACGUAAACUACUUAUUACUAGUUCCUUUCCUCCAGGGAAAUCAGGAUAGUAUACGUGAUCCUUUUCUCUCUUGCCCAUUUUAUCCUCAGGUGAGGUGAAUUAGGCUGAGUGUAUGUAACUGUGCCAUAGUCACCCAGUAAGCUCCAUGGCUGAGUGGAAGGGUUUGAACCCUGGUCUUGCCAGUCUUUGUCUGCCCUUCUAAUAUCUCCUCCCUCCAGGAGGUAGGGCCAUAGCUUACUGGUAGCUCACUUUGCAGUUAGAAGGUCCAGGUUCAAUCCCCAGCAUCUCUAGGUAGGGCUGGGAAUGUCUCCCUGCCUGAAACCUUGGAGAGCCAUUGCUAGCCAAGGGGGACAAUACUCAGAGCUCAUGCCUGAAAAAGCAUUGCCCUACUCCUUCCCCAGGGAAAACUCACUCUGUAGUGCUGAAUCAGAGUAAACGUCAAUGCGGAGGAAACAUGAAUUUGAUCCAGCUAAAUGCUAAAGAGCUGUUUUCCCCUGGGGAAAGCAGUGGGAGAAGAGGAAGUGUGGAUGGGGCCUGAGUUAGAUGGACUAACUGUCUAACUCAGGAUAAGUAAGCUUCCUACAUUCCUAUGGCUGCUCUGCUGUAGCAGCCAAUCUGGUUGUCAGCCUCCCCCCAUCUUUGGCUAUUGACUGGCAGCAGCGGCAGCAGCUCAAUUUUGCAGUAGUUGCCUAUAUGCGGUGGUAUAUUGCCACUAUGCUGUUUUGCACCACUUGCUGCUGCUGCUGCUUCUCCUUCUUCUUCUUCUUCUUCUUCUUCUUCUUCUUCUUCUUCUUCUUCUUCUCCUUCUUCUUCUUCUUCUUCUUCUGCAGAGUGCCACUGCUUUGCUGUGUUCAUUGCCUAACCAGUUCAUUAACGUCCAUUCAUUCUCCAAUUUUCUCUUAGAUUUCCAUCGGCCAGAAGAGCCUAACCCAAGAGAAGACCGUAGCCCACAUGGGCCAGGAUGA
Molecule: messenger RNA, 39908 nt
Organism: Podarcis lilfordi (Lilford's wall lizard)
Lineage: Eukaryota; Metazoa; Chordata; Lepidosauria; Squamata; Lacertidae
Source: the annotation of a GenBank genome assembly